Molecule: messenger RNA, 1130 nt
Organism: Brassica napus (rape)
Lineage: Eukaryota; Viridiplantae; Streptophyta; Magnoliopsida; Brassicales; Brassicaceae
Product: U1 small nuclear ribonucleoprotein A-like
Exons: 5
Coding region: 383-718 (111 amino acids)
Source: RefSeq, a predicted model, not a curated record
UAAUUACAAUUAAAAAAAAAUGAAAAAUAGAAAAGGAGAAAGACACCUCUCUUAAACAAGCCCCGCAAGGGACUGUUGCGUAGAGACAGUUGAAACAAGACUGGGUGAAGGAGAGGUGGUGUUUCGGUUGUCUCUCUCUCCAGUCCUCUCCUGGUGGGUCGUAUCUUCUCCGGCUCGUCUCCCUCGGUUGAUAUGGCCGGCGAUCUAGGUCAAUAAUCUCAACGAAAAAGUUAAGCUCGAUGAGCUGAAGAAGUCGCUGAACGCAGUGUUCUCGCGGUUCGGGAAGAUAGUGGAGGUGUUGGCGUUUAAGACAUUGAAGCACAAAGGGCAAGCUUGGGUUGUGUUCGACAAUCCCGAACCUGCUUCCAAUGCUAUUUCCAAGAUGAAUGGAUUCCCCUUCUACAACAAACCCAUGAGAAUACAAUUUGCAAAAAGAAAAUCAGAUGUUAUUGCCAAGGCCGAUGGUACUUUUGUUCCUCGCGAGAAACGAAAGCGACAGGAGGAGAAAGGUGAAUGGAUCAAGAGACUUGAGGAAGGGUCAUCAGAGAGAGGAGUACGCAGCAAUACAGGUUGUUCCAGAUGCGACCAACACGUGAGACUUGCUGGUGGUUCGUUCCUGAAAGUUUCUUCUCAUCUUCAAGGUCGUCUAAUGCAGAGCUCUCAUGACGGCGAAAGUGGUGACACUCGCAUGCUUAUAUUGCUUGCUCGAGAAGACUAAUACACUAAGCCGAAAUGAUUUACAGUGAUUCAGUCUCCUCGAAACAGAGAUCAUCUCAUCGAGCAGUAACAAAACCGAAUACGACACAUUCAUCUAGAAAUAGAUUUUCAACGUCCUCUUUCAGCAAUGAGAGGCGGUUUUCGAGAACGCGAGUGCUCUGCUAAAUGCAUGAAAGCAAGUAUGGGGAAAAGAGUUUUUUCGUUAACACUUGGCAUCAUAUUAAAGUUUCAUCGCUUUGUCGUCUCUACGGAUCUGUCGACUUAAUAGCGAUAGCUCAGAUGGGUUAACGUUUUUAACAUAAACGUAUCGCUUUGUCGUCUCUACGGAUCUGUCGACUUAAUAGCGAUAGCUCAGAUGGGUUAACGUUUUUAACAUAAACGUAUAGAUGAAUAAAGAAUCUUAAUUGAUGCUA